UUAUCGACGGAACAGCCGCUCUUCCGGUCCACAUGUAAACGUUACAGCGUGACUGACAGACCGACAGACUGAGACUGACAGACUGUAACUGAGCUGUGUACAUUCACAUUAAACACACUGCUGCUACAGUCUGCUGGGAACAUGAAGCUGCUCACACACAACAUGUUGACGUCUCACGUGAAGGGCGUCGUUAAAGGAUACCCGCUGCUCAUCAAGGCAACCGAGGUGAAGAUGAACGAGGUGGAGUUCAACCCUCAGUUUGUCAGCAGGAUGAUCCCCAAACUGGAGUGGGGCGCUCUGGUCGAGGCUGCAGAGGGGUUGGGUCAACGGCAGGACCUGCCGGGUGAGCUCGUGCCAGACUACGAGAAAAACGAAGACUUCCUGAAGAAGGUGCACAGAGUGCUAUUAGAGGUGGAGGUGAUCGAGGGCUGUCUGCAGUGCCCUGAAUCAGGACGAGAGUUCCCGAUCUCCAGAGGAAUCCCCAACAUGCUGCUGAACGAAGACGAGGUGUAGACGACACCAAACACAACCUCACCCCAAACUGUCACUCAGAUUGGACUGUGGGAGAGAGAGAGGGAGGCUGGACUUUAAGUUGGUGCCAUGAGAGAAUUGGCCACACUGUUUGGUUGAUUGUAGUUAUGACAUUUAAGUGGCCGAUGCUGCCAGUGGAAGAAAAAGAUCUGAAGAAUAAUAGAUGGAAAUGUUCCCCGAGAGGAACCCCCAGUGGUUUUAUCUGUAUUUAUUUUUGUAACUGUUUGGGUUUUUUCGUUUUUGUUUUUCAAUAAAACUGCCCUGAUUUCCACGACA
Dicentrarchus labrax (European seabass) is the source of this 807-nucleotide messenger RNA. RefSeq names its product tRNA methyltransferase activator subunit 11-2 (gene trmt112). The transcript has 4 exons. The record is from RefSeq and is a predicted model, not a curated record. NCBI's taxonomy places the organism in Eukaryota, Metazoa, Chordata, Actinopteri, Moronidae. The coding region runs from base 142 to 513 and encodes 123 amino acids. Gene Ontology annotation, biological process: tRNA methylation; peptidyl-glutamine methylation; rRNA (guanine-N7)-methylation. Gene Ontology annotation, molecular function: protein heterodimerization activity.